Pseudozyma hubeiensis SY62 is the source of this 2898-nucleotide messenger RNA. RefSeq lists its product as hypothetical. Gene Ontology annotation, molecular function: nucleoside diphosphate phosphatase activity. The transcript has a single exon. Lineage: Eukaryota; Fungi; Basidiomycota; Ustilaginomycetes; Ustilaginales; Ustilaginaceae. The record is from RefSeq and is a predicted model, not a curated record. Gene Ontology annotation, cellular component: membrane. Bases 1 to 2898 code for a protein of 965 amino acids. Gene Ontology annotation, biological process: nucleoside diphosphate catabolic process.
AUGAGCUACCCAAUACAGGGACCGUCGUCUCAGCCGUACGGCGCAUACACAUUCAAUUCUCCCGUUAAACAGCGGCAGAAACGACAGUACGCACAAUCUUUGCAGCAACAACAGAGACGCAGGCAGCAGACGCAGCAGCCGCCAUCUUCUCUUCCCAUAUCACGACGCGAAAACGUUGUGGAUGCUUACACCUGGAAUGCAGCAGCCAAGACGGCAAAAACAAAGCCAAAUGAGUCGCCGCUCAAACACGCUGCUCCCGGCGUAGCACAGCUCGACGCACCUCCCUCCUGGCUUGAAGGCCGAAAGUAUGCCGUUCUCGUCGAUGCUGGCUCCUCAGGCUCUCGGAUGCAGGUCUACUCUUGGAAAGAUCCCAAGAUCGAGCGUGCACAGCGAGCCAGCAAAGGUCUGGGCGCUAAGGUCCUGCCCAAGGUGGAGAAGGGCACGUGGGAGAACUCGGGUGUAGAAUGGAGCCACAAAGUCGAGCCAGGGCUAUCGUCGUUCGGUGACCACCCGGCCGAUGUCGGCAACUAUCUCAAAGGGCUGCUCGACCAUGCCGAAAAGAUUGUUCCUCCCUCUGCGUGGGCCGAGACGCCCAUCUACGUCAUGGCCACAGCAGGUAUGCGUCUGCUUCCCGAUCAGCAGCGCCAAGCAGUGCUCGGCGAGACCUGUCGCUACAUCCGCGAACACACAAAUUUCAGUCUCGACGGUGGAGGUUGUGACGAGCACGUCCAGGUCAUCAGCGGCGAAGAGGAAGGCUUGCUCGGUUGGAUCUCGGUCAACUACCUCAUGGAUGGCUUCCACAUUCGCGGCAAGAAGCCGUCGCUCGAUGGCGAGACCGACAUUAUGGAAGGCAAGUCCACCUUUGGCUUCCUCGAUAUGGGAGGUGCCAGCACACAGAUCGCGUUCGAACCCAGCAAGAAAGCGCUUCAAGGUGAAGGUGCCGCCGCCGAAGCCGAUCUCACCACCGUACCGCUCCGGAUGCUCGAUGGCACCGAAGUUUCGCACAAAGUCUUUGUCACCACCUUUCUCGGUUACGGUACCAAUCAGGCGCGGCAGCGGUACAUCGAUUUGCUUCGCUCCGAUGCUGUCAAGGCACAGGAACCUAAGCAGCCCCUGUCGGAUCCUUGUUUGCCUAACGGUCUGCAGCUCGCUCAGGUCGAAGGCAAGCCAGACGUCUCGCUUAUGGGUGCUGGAAACUUCACAGCAUGCCUCGAGUCGAUGCAUCCUCUCCUGGACAAGGAGGCCGUCUGCGACAAGCCACCUUGCUUGUUCCACGGUGUCCACGUGCCCAAGAUCGACUUUAGCGUCAAUCACUUCAUCGGCGUCUCGGAAUACUGGUUCAGCUCUCAAGAUGUCUUUGGUCUUGGCGGUGUCUACGACUUUGUCGACUUCCAAAAGGCUGCCGUCGACUUUUGCGAAAAGCCUUGGGCCGAGCUGAAACAGCAUCUCGACGCAGGAGACCUCUUCGGACCGGAAGUUCAACUCAGCCGAUUGCAGACGCAGUGCUUCAAGGCCGCUUGGAUGGUCACUGUGCUGCACGAAGGUAUCGGAAUCCCACGUAUCGUCGACCACAAGGGCGCAGGCGACGGCACCGAUCACGCCGAUGAAGCGCAAGGCAAGGGUGAGCAGAAGAACCUUUUCCAGAGCGUCAACGACAUCGAUGGCUUCUCGGUCAGCUGGACCUUGGGCAAGGCCGUUCUCGAGGCUAGUCGUGACAUCCCGCCAGCGCCAGGAUCGCUUCCGUCUCCUUUUGACGAGCUCGCCAUCUCCAAUUCGAAGCUGGGCAAGUGGGACCCGUUCCGCCCCAAAUGGCCCACCACGGGCGAAGGGUCAGCAUUUCCACCCGCUCUGGGAAGCGCAAGCAGACAUGCUAGCCCUAUCUCGCUGAUCAUCAUGGUGGCUGUGUUCCUGCUGCUUCUCGUCACUUGCAUCUGCACUCGCGGUCGUGGACCAAGAGCCACCAGAAGGCGUGCAGCCAUCAAGGAUAUGCUACCACCUCCCGUGGGCACUCUUGGCGGCUUUUGCAGCUCGAAGCGCAACGGCCGCGGCGACUAUGUGCUGGCAAGCAUGGAGGAAGCGGGCGGCGAUGCCUCCAAGCGCGGCUUCUGGUCCAAUCUGGGCAAGCGAGCGGACGGCAAGGACUACAGCCCCACGAUGGAAGCCGAGUUCGGCUUCAGCUCCGAGGGCAGCUCGGAAGAGAGCAGCGGCGCAUCGAGCGGGUCGGCAGGGAGAGGCACCAGGACGUCGUCGUCGCGAAAGCGGGCCGGCACGGGUGUUGUGGGUGCUCUGGGUUGGCCAGUGCGUCGCGUUGCGCUCGCCAUGUCCUCGACUUUCCCGUCACUCUUCCCGCGACGUGCGGCAAGAUCAAAGAAGCGCAACUCGAGUCUGCCUUUGAGCCGCGACACCGCCGGUACCGACGGUACGCUCGGUCACGGUGCUCGCAUCGCAGCGAGAAGAGGCGCAGCCACACCUACGAUGGUGCGAGUGUCGCGUCCCACUUCGCCUACGUUUACCGGCAUCACCACCGGCACUUCGAUUUCACGACCAGCAUCGCGCACGUCCAGCCGAGCACCCACGCCCGUCUUGGGUCAUCGUCUCACCUCGGCGACGCUGUCGACUCGAUCCGGUCUCACUACACCUGGCGGCAGCGGCGGCCUGGUGAGCGGCGCUGUUCCUGCCAGCGGGCCCAGUUCGCCUCUGAGCGAGCGUAAUACGCAGACUCGACCUGGUCUGUUUUCGGCUUCGAUGAGCCGCGCUCACUCGGUCGCAGACUUGGCGGCCACCGAAACUGGCCUGUUGGCUCCUGCAACACGAACACCCUCGCGACAGGGCUCGCCAGCGCCUCAUCUGGGGCCCAUGUCCGAGCUCGACAAUGACGACGGCUCGGCCCACCCAUAG